This is a messenger RNA of Heterocephalus glaber (naked mole-rat), 2276 nucleotides long. Lineage: Eukaryota; Metazoa; Chordata; Mammalia; Rodentia; Bathyergidae. The record is from RefSeq and is a predicted model, not a curated record.
CAGCUUCUUUCUUCUGCCACCUUUCCUCCCAUGAAAGCACUCCAGGGACAGACAGAAAGACAGACAGACAGACACACGCACACACACACACACACGCAUGCACACACACACACACACACACACACACACACAGGCUCAGGCCUUGCCUAGGGGCAUCCCAUUGGUCCUUAGAUUCACCCCUCCCCCGCCCCCCAAUUUCACUUUCGUUUCCUGCCUGGCUGCUGCUGGGAACCCCCUUGGUGAGUAAAUCCUGAACCCCACAGCCGGCCUCUUGCCUCUUGUACACCGAAUCCGAAGUCUCCACAGGUGUCCAAAGGUGUGCUACACAAUUCGUGGUGGGCAGCGCUCGGAAGACAUCAGAAGAAAAAGCUGCAUUUGCUUGGUCAUCAACAUCCAGAACAGGAGGAAGCACAGGAGUCAGGAGAGACAGGAGCAGGGAAAGAGCUUCUAUGGCCUCCUCAGUUCUGGUGGAGGUGAAGGAGGAGGUGACCUGCCCCAUCUGCCUGGAGCUCCUGAAAGAACCUAUGAGCACUGACUGUGGCCACAACUUCUGCAAACUGUGCAUCACUGCAAACUGUGAGUCCUCAGUACAUGAGCAAGGAGUGAGCAGCUGCCCUGUGUGCUGAGUCACUUUCCACUUUGCAACCCUGAAGCCCAAUUGACACAUGGCCAACAUAGUGAAGAGGCUCAGGGGGUUGACCCUGAUCCCGAGGGCAGAUCACUGUGAACACCAUGGUGAGAAACUCCUGCCCUUCUGUAAGGACGAUGGGAAGGUCAUUUGCUACCUUUGUGAACAUUCUCUGGAACACCAAGGUCACCACAUGAUGCUCAUGAAGCAGGUUGCAUGAGAGUACCAGGAGCAGCUCCAUGAAGUGCUGCAGAAGCUGAUGAAGGAUGAGAAAGAGUUUGAGAAGUUGAAAGCUGACAUCAAAGAAGAAAGAACUUCCUGGAAGAAUCAGAUACAGUGGGAGAUAGAAAAUGUCCAGAAUGUGUUUAAACAAUUGAGAGUCACCCUGGACUUUGAGGAGAAGAGGCUCCUGAGAAAACUGAAGACAGAGGAGGAACAGAUUGUGAAUAGCCUGGCUGUUUCUGAAAAUGAGCUGACCCAGCAAACCUAGCUGGCAAGAGAGCUCAUCUCAGAUGUGGAGCAUCGGUUGCAGGGGUCAGCAAUGGAGAUGUUGCAGGUAAGACUUCAAGAGUAGGUGCAGCAUCUGAGAUUCAGGUGCAAUGAAAAGCAUUUCCUCCUCCUCUGUGUGACUUUACUGUCUAGUGAUGGAAAUAAAGUUCUUUGGGCUAGUCAUUACUUCCUUCUGAAUGAAUUUCAGGGGGUAUGGGCAUAAUUGAAUGUAUAUUUAAAAAGGGAAAAUCCCGUUUCAAUUAUUAUGAAGUGAAGUGCACAAAUUUAAUGUUGAGGGGAAGAUCCAUUGUAUACAGUGAUGUUUUAAAAUUGCCAAUUUCCUGUGAUCUAGUGCUGAGCAUUUAUUAAGCAUAUUUUCACAAUUCAAGGUAAUCGCUGCUAAACAAAGGAACUUCAAGUUGCAAAAGAUGUUCUACUUUCCUUUCUACAAUAAAUUGAGACAUUUUCCAUUUUAGUCCCCCCCAAAAAAUCAUCACAGACUAGUAUUUCUUCCUUUAUAUAUUCAUUAAAAUUCAGCAGUGAAGCCAUCUCAGUGGUGUUUUUGUUUUCAUUUUUGUUUUUUGCGUUCCCAUAGAAUUAUAAAUUUUUAAAUUCUUUUACUUGUCUCAAGUUCAUUUAGAUAAUCUAUACUUCUUGAGUUAGAUGUUGGUAGUACAUGUCUUUGUACAAAUGUUCAUUUUAUCUAAGUUGUUGAAUUUGCAGGCGUAGUAUAAGACUUGUUUAUAAUCUUUUUUAUUUCUGUGUUAUGUUAACUUUGUCAAUAUAAAUUGUUUUUAAUUACCACAUAUAGCAUGUUCAUUGGAAAUAUGCAUACAUUGUGGAAUGUCUAAAUGGAGCUAAUUAACUCCUUCAUUAUUUUGCACACAACUUUUUUGCGGUGACAGCAAAGUCUAUUCCUCUGGCAAUUUGUAAGAACAUAAUACAUUGUUAUUAAGUAUGGCCACCACAUUGUGCAAUGAAUUUCUUGAAGAUAUUCCUUCUUUCUGAUUUAACUUUUGAAUCUUUUGACAAAUAUCUUCCUAUCUCUCCCUCACAGGCCUUCACUCCUCCCAGUGUACUUCCUGCUUCUAUAAGAUCAACUUUUAUUCAUUCCACGUAUUUAAGUGUUCAUAUCCACUACUAUUUUUCUGGGCCUGGA